This is a messenger RNA of Aureococcus anophagefferens, 3807 nucleotides long. RefSeq lists its product as hypothetical. Lineage: Eukaryota; Pelagophyceae; Pelagomonadales; Pelagomonadaceae. Bases 1 to 3807 code for a protein of 1268 amino acids. The transcript has a single exon. The record is from RefSeq and is a predicted model, not a curated record.
AUGCUGGGGCUCCCGCCGUCGUGCUACACGGCGAACGGCGCGCCGCUGUGCUUCGACGUGCCGACGACGGUGCUGCUCCUCGGCGUCGCCGUCGCGAUGUGGCGCGCCUCCGGCGACGCGCAGGGCGCGCCGAAGGCCACGCCCCUGCGCGUGGGCAUCGGCGUCGCGGCGCUCUGCGCGGCGACCUGCGACCUCGUGCUGGGCAUCGACGCCGUCGCCGCCGUGCCCUGGCGCCUCUCGCGGCUCGCCGUCGGCGGCGCGGCGGCCGCGCGGUGCGCCGGCUGGCUCGGCGCGCGGUCGCUCGCGGCGCGGUCGCGCGACGUGCCCGGCGCGCUCGCGGCCUUCGCCGUCGGCGAGCUCGCCCUCGCGGGCUUCGCCCUGGGCCCCGCGGCGGCGCGGGCGGCGCGGCCCGCGGCCGGGGCCGUGGAGGUCGUCGGCGCGGCGCUCGCGGCGGGCCGCUUCGCGAGCUGCGCGGCCGCGGCGCUCUGCCUCGGCGUCGGCGCGCUCGCCGUCGGCGACGCGGGCGACGACGUCGAGGCCGGCGAGGGUUUGCUCGGGGGGCGGAGUACGCCGAACGUCUCCCUCGACGGCGUGUCGCUCAAGGGCCUCUUCGGCUGCCUGAGGCCGCGCGAGGCGCCGCCGCCGCCGGAUUUGGCCGCGGCGCUUUUAGCCGACGCCGCGCGCUCGCCGUCCCAGUUCCUCAUCGCGCGCCACGACUUCGCGCGGCCCCACAGCGACGCGCCGCCGCCGCUGGCCCCGUCGUCGCCCGCGCGGCUCCGCUACGUGCCGUCGCCCGCGGGCACGGGCGUGACGCCCCUCGCCGCGGGCCGCGACACCCGGAGGCCCGUGCUGCGCGCGCUGGGCUUCAGCGUGCUCGGCGACCGGCCGCUCUACGAGCUCGAGGUGACGCCGCCGGGCUUCGGCGCGGAGCCGCGCGUCGUGAAGCGCUUCGAGUUCCACCUCGACCUCUGCGACGCGCUCCUCCGCCAGUCCCUCGCCGCGCCGACGCCGCCGCGGGCCGCGAGCUUGGACGCGGGCGCGACGCCGCCGAAGAGCUUCGGCGACCUGUUCCGCUCCGCGCCGAAAUCCGCGCCGCCGCGACCGCCGGAGCCGGAGGCGCCGGGGCCGGGCGUGCCGCGGCGCCGGCCCGACGCGCCGGCGGCGGCGCACCUGACGGACGUCGAGGCCCACUUCGAGCGCCUCGUGACCUUUGGCGCGUCGGAAUCGCUCGCGGCGUCGCGCCGCGCGGCGCUCGCGAACGCGCUCCUCGCGGCGCCCGAGGAGCCCGGCGACGCCGACCUUACGGCGCCCGAGCCGGCGGCGCCGGAGGACGACGGGCCGGGCCCGCCGCCGACGCUCCUCGGGGGCGGGGCCGUGUCCGCGGACGUCAACGCGGUCGCCGUCUGCGCCGUCGCGAAGAUCGCCGACUCGUUCCGCGAGACCUACGGCACGCUCGCGAGCGGCCGCGUGCUCUACCGCGUGCGCGUCUUCGAGGACGGCGAGCUCAAGUGGACCUGCGCCAAGUCCUUCGCGCAGCUGCGGGCGCUCGCGGGCCUCGUCGGCCGCGCGGCGCCCGAACCCGACGCGGCGCCGAAGCUCCCGCGGCCCCGGCCGCCGGCGAGCGCCUGGUCCCCGCCGGGCCGGCCCCUGCGCUGGGGCCACGACCCCGACGCCGUGCCCGACGCGAACGCGGCGCUGGGCUUCGCGCUCGCGGCGCCGGCGUUUGCGGAGACCGUCAGGCUCUUCCUCGAGUCGGACGUCGUCGCCGGCGGCGCCGACCGCUGGGACCUCGUGGCCGCCGUCGACGACGCCGGCGCCUUCACGGCGACCUGGGCGACGUGCGCCGCGGCCGACGACGCGCGCCGCCGCGGCGCGGCCGCGCGGUCGCUCGCGCUCGACAACGCGGCGCCCGCGCUCAACUGGCUGCCCGCCGACCCGCCGCCCUUCGAGCUCGGCGGCGACGUCGCCGACGUCGCCCGGGCCGCCGCGGCGCUGCUCGCCGCCAUGCUCGCGGCCGCGGGCGCGCCCGCGGGCGACCGCUGCGACGCGGACGACGGACGCUUCGAGCGCCUCGACGGCCAGGACGACGCGAGGCUCAUCGCCGGCGGCGACGGCGUCGCGGCGCUGGAGGCGUCCGAGCGCGCGCCGCCAGGGCCCGACUCGCCGAGCGCCGCGCGCCGCUUCAGCCGCCAGUCGAUCAAGCAGGGCAUCCUGAGCCUGAAGGACGGCGUCCUCGACCUCGUCAUCAGCGACAAGGCGCCGACGCCCCGGGGGCACGGGGCGCCGACGCCCCGGGGGCGGCGCAUCUCCGCGAGCCUGCCGCCGGCGGCGCUCCGCGCGAGCCGCGCGCAGAGCCGUUUAUCGGUCGACGACGCGGACGGCGACGACGACGACGGCCGGCCGUCGGACCUCGCGCCCGCGGAGGCGCCCGCGGCGUCGCGGCGCCCCUCCGACGCGGCGCCGCGCGGCGGGUUGCACGUCGCCGACGGGUCCACGGGCGGCUGCUGGGUGUCGCUCGCGCGCUACCGCAACGCUCUACUGCACACGUCCGCGUGGCGCGACUUCCGCGCGGUCGUCGGCCGCCUCCGGAGCUGCGAGCCCCUCGCGGAGCGCGAGCCCGGCGCGCCGGCGCGCGCGGCGACGCUGCUGAACCUCCACGGCGCCCUCGCGGUCCACGGCGCGCUCGCGGCGGGCGCGGGCAGCGGCCGGCCGACGUCGACGCAGCGGUGCCGCGACCACGACCGCUACGCGCUCGCGCCGGGCGACGACGACGAGCACGUCGCGCUGGGCCACCUCGAGGACGCGCUGCUGCGGCGGCCGGCCUGCGCGCAGCUCAUCGCCGCGAAUUUAGGCGAGUUCUCGGAGCGGCCACCGCGCGCGCUCGACGUCCGCGCGGCGCUGCUCCUCUGCGCGGCGCGGGCCUGCGCGCCGGCGCUCGGCGCCGCGGCGCCGCGGCCGCGGCGCGCGGCGCGGCGCGCCAUCGAGCGCCGCGCGGCGGCCGUCGUCGACGCGUCGCUCGACCUGGUCGUCGCGCCGCGCGGCAGCUCGCUCUACGACGACGACGGCGACUCGCGCGGGUCCCUCGCGAGCGCGCGCGGGGCGGACGACCGCGACGGCGUCCGCGAGUCGCUCGCGUCGGCCUUCGACCAGGCCGGCGACGACGGCUCGGACCCGGGCCGCCGCCGCGGGAGCGCGGCCGGCGACGACGACACGCUCUCGCGCGGCUCGCUCGGCGACGGCGACGCGACCUUCGGCGUCACCGUCGUCCUGCCCCACGACUUCCAGCGCCACGCCUGCGUCGCGAGCCGCCGCGCGUGGCGGCGGCGGCGGCGGCGGCGGAAGCCGCGGCCCGCGGCCGGCCGGGGGCCCCGCGGCGACGCCUCGAACCCGCCGAGCGCGGGCGGCGCGGAGUGGUGCGACGCCGCCGAGGCCCAGCGGCGGCUCCAGGAGGAGUCCGAGGCCGCGCGCGUGGGCGCGGCGCGCCGCGAGCGCGCGGGCCUCCGCGAGUUCGUCGACGACAGCGACGGCGACGGCGCGCGGCGGUCCGGCGACGACGACGCGUCGUCGUCGUCGUCGUCCGAGGAGGACGCGAGCGUCCCGGGCGACGCGGACGGCCCGGCGUCGCCGGGCCGCCUCGAGCGCCGCGGCGCGGCCAUGCGGAACCUCCUGGAUUUCCUCGCGUCGACGGGCGGCCGCGCGACGGCCAAGGCCCUCGACGACCCCCGGACGACGACGACGCGCGUCCGGUUCCGCCGCGCGGACUUCCGCCCCGCGCUCCGCGUCUUCGACGCGAAGGGCGAGGCGUGA